This is a messenger RNA of Tarenaya hassleriana, 3212 nucleotides long. RefSeq lists its product as uncharacterized. The transcript is spliced from 6 exons. The record is from RefSeq and is a predicted model, not a curated record. The coding region runs from base 1010 to 2776 and encodes 588 amino acids. NCBI's taxonomy places the organism in Eukaryota, Viridiplantae, Streptophyta, Magnoliopsida, Brassicales, Cleomaceae.
UCUUCAUACGUUUCAUUCCUCUCAGGUAUUCCUGAAACGCACAAUUACACAAUACCAAAAAGAAAUCUUGUUCGCCUCCUUUCUUCUACCAGUCUUCACUACCCAUCGCAAAAACCCUAAUUUUCUCUUCGCACCUGCCCCCUGGAAGCCCUAAUUCCCUCUCCAAUCCUUUGUUCUUCCGCUGUUCUCCACAUCGCUCCUCGAAAACCCGUUUCCUCUUUGCUAUUUUUCUCACGCGAGGAAGAAGCCAUUUUUUGGAUUGAGCGAUUGCGUUUGCGGAACACCUGUGUCCUGCGUAUGAACGAACAAUCUCUAUCUGGGUUAGGGUUAUUCUGCGUUCUCUCUCUUCCCCUGCGGUCGCUUGAUCUUUCCCCGUUCAUGUUUCUCGUUCGUGUUCUCCUAAUGAUGUGUUGAACGAAUUCUGCGCCGUCUCGAACCCUAGGGCCUGGGCUGAUUCCAUAUCGAGUGUGGUAAUCAUACAUGGAGAUAUAUGCGUAGGUGUUAGGGUUUCUGGUUGAGGCGAUUGUUGAGCCGUGGUGCCAUCACUGUAAUUUUGGGUACGGCAUUGGUAUUUCAUUGUUGAACUGGGUUAUAGUUGCGAAGUAGGUUGCAAGAACAAUUCCCUUUCUUUCUUCCCCAUUAUAUAACAGGUGGGUGGAUUCCUGUGUCGUGCCUUCUCUCGAUUCUUCCUUAGGUUGAGGCUAUUAUAGUUUGAGUUUGGAUUGUCUAACAAUCCAUCUGGGUGAGAUGUGGAGGUGAAGAGGGUAUCCAUCACCUCUUUUAUUCAUAAGAUUCGGAUUUCGCACAAUACAUUCCGAUUCGUGGGUAAGUUACAAUUGAGUUUGAGUGACUAGACGGCGGUAGGUGAUUAGAUGAAUGAGAGAACUAGGAUAGGUUAUACCAGUUGUGGGUUUUGUACGGGAAGAAAACCUUUGUUUUUUUUCCUGGGGAUAUGAAGGAAGGUCAGAGAAGUGUUCCUUUUUGUUCUAUCUGAUGAUGUGCAGUCCUAAUGGCAAGAAGUGAACCCUCGUUAGCUCCGGAAUGGUUGAGAACCGCAGGGAGUGCUUCUGUUGGUGGGAGCUUAUCAUCUUCCCCUCAUUCAGAUUCUGCUUCGUCACCGCAUAGUAGCAGGAAUAGGAAUUCUAGUAGCAAAGGUGAUAUCAAUACAAUUCGAUCCCCUUUUCUUGAUCGGUCAUCUUCCACUAAUUCACGGAGAGGUUCUGGUGGGUCUUCAAAACAUGCAUAUAGUAGUUUUAACUUCAGUAGGAGUCAUCGAGAUAAGGAUCGUAGCAGGGAGAAGGAUAGAUUAAGCUACAUGGAUCCAUGGGAAAGUGAUACUUUCCCUUUUGGAAGUGUCUUAACUGGUAAGGAUCAGGAGCAAUUGAGACGAUCACAUUCAACCAUCACUAGGAAACAGGGUGAUCAUCUGUCUCGAGGAUUUGCAGUGGGCUUGAAAAAUGGUGGCCACACUAACCUAUACAAUGAAAAUGGUAUGCUUCCUGGACCUACUAUCGGCAAUAGCUUUCAGAAAAUUGGUUUCGAUAAGGAUUUUCCUUCUCUUGGAACUGAAGAUAGGCAUGGGGGGCAAGAUGUUUUAAGAGUCUCAUCUCCUGGUCUUAGUUCUGCUGUUCAGAGCUUGCCUGUUGGUAGCUCCACUUUGAUUGGCGGGGAAGGUUGGACAUCGGCUUUGGCUGAGGUGCCCAAUGUCAUUGAGAAGAGUGGCACUGGGGCAUUACUGUCCCCUCGAGCAACGGUUGCUACCUCGGGUACUUUAACGGGAACUACUGGUCUUAACAUGGCUGAAGCACUGGUGCAAGCUCCAGCCAGAACUCGUACCCCGCCCCAGGGAUCUGUAAAGAUGCAAAGACUCGAGGAAUUGACUAUUAAGCAAUCGAGGCAGUUGAUACCAGUUGUACCUUCGGCACCAAAGGGUUCGAUUCUGAAUUCUUCUGAUAAAUCCAAGACUAAACAAGUGGUUCGAGCUGGUGAAAUCGGUCCUGCUGCUUCAAGGAAUGCCCAACAACAGCCCACUGCACUGCUCAAUACGUUCCAGUCUAAUCUCAGUGGGCAGACCAAGGCCGACACAUCAAAGAAGCUACUGGUUCUCAAGCCUGCUAGAGAAAAUUGUGUCCCUUCUGUUAAAGAGUCUGCAAGUCCUAGCAGUAAUACCAACACUCGAGUAGCUACUGCCCAGCUAACUGUUACUCCCUCCACAAUAUCUGCUACGGUGAGAAGUACGAAUAGCCCGAAGGAGAUUAAAGGAUCCUCCUUGAGCACGAUAUCGGGGCAAACCAUUGAGAAAAGACCUUCCUCGUCUCAAACUCAGAGCAGGAAUGAAUUUUACAAUGCUCUGAAGCAGAAGAUAUCCACAAACAUCUCAACUGAUCCUGCCAACUCCAGCUCGUGCAUUUCUUCUUCCAAUGAGGAAAAGGCCAACAGUUCUAAGGAGCAGGUAGCUAGUGACCCUUCUAGCCGACAUACUGCAAACGGUGUAGAAGCGACUGAAAAAGAUAACAUCAUUGAAAGGAUCCGGAUUUUGUCUCAGGUGGGAGAGAGGUCUAUGAGGUUUGAAGCAGCAGACACUCCUGAUGAAAAAGAGGCCGAGUUUCUGAGAUCCCUAGGAUGGGAUGAAAACAAUUGCGAGGACGAAGCCCUUACCCAGGAGGAAAUCAGUGCCUUCAUCGAACGGUACAAGAAGCUUGAACCAUCACUGCUGCAGAAGCUAUCCAUUAUACAGCAAGAAACACAGGACAUAACUUCCACAGCGGACUCGUGAAUCACGCUGUUGGAUUCAUUCCUCUAUGGAAGAUAAAUUUCCUUCCCUUGGUUUGUUCUUUCUUUUUGUUCUUGUUUUCUUUUAGUUCUGAGAAAAGAUGGCGACUUUGGCGGCAUGGAAGAAGAAAAAGGGGCAGGACUUUUGCAAGUAAGAGGUGUGGGGUUUGGGUAUUGCCGUACGGAGUCCUGCCUCUGUGGGUGGAAAAGGUUUGACUUUUUUAGGUCUUUUGGUCUCUGAAGCUGCAAUGUUUUGCAUCUUCCUUGGGGUUCUCUAAUGUUUUGAGAUAUAUGUGGGGGAAGAUGCCUACGUGUCGUUUUAUUGAUUAGAUGAUGAAAGAGAGGGAAAAGAAUGAACUAUUUUGUUUUUUUUUUACGCUCUUUUUUGGGUGUAAUCAUUUGAUAUAUUCUAUUAUUAUUUCGUUCUUAUUUAUCAUUGA